Leishmania braziliensis MHOM/BR/75/M2904 is the source of this 3843-nucleotide messenger RNA. RefSeq lists its product as hypothetical. Lineage: Eukaryota; Euglenozoa; Kinetoplastea; Trypanosomatida; Trypanosomatidae. The coding region runs from base 1 to 3843 and encodes 1280 amino acids. The transcript has a single exon. The record is from RefSeq and is a predicted model, not a curated record.
AUGGGUGGCUAUCCUUCUCAUGAUGCGCCGAACUUCCUGUUCGCAACGGCGGCGCAGCAUCCCAACAACGGCGGCACGACUGAGGUGUGCCUCGUUCCGCUCCUGCGGCGUCACUUCAACGAUAUGAACAGGCGACUGAAGGAUGCGGUGGCGCAGCUCUACUUCAACGGGCCACCCAACACGACCGCGCUUGCCCUCCAGGCCAUGCAGAGCGGCAUUCCCUCGACCGAUAUCUCUGCGCAGACGUCCUUCCACAACUUGAACGAUGCGUCUGGCAGUAUCAUCCUACCCGCCGGCCAACCGCCGCCGCUGGCGCCCAACUCCGCCAUAGCGAGUAACGCAAGUUUUGACUCCAUCACCGAGACGCAACGGAAGGCUGUGCACGCCUACAAGGCCAUGGACCAACUGCUGAACGAGAUCGAGGCAUCUUUCGUCACGGCAACUCGCGUCUUGUAUGACUCAGCUGCACUAGCGAGCGCGAAGGUGCACGAGAAGCGGGCGUGCUCCACCAAGGCCAUGGAGAAAGCAAAGAGCCCCGGAGUUGCUCCAGCGGCUGGUGGGAAUGUGAAGGGGGAUCUGGCGACCCUUCAUGUGAUUGGUAACUCCUCACGGCCAUCGCCCAUGUCACAACAGUCCACGGUGCCUCCCCCGCCCCCGAUGCUGCGCCCGGUGCCAUGCGCGAUAUGCAUCAUUGAGCCUGACACCUCAGGCCGUCGAUCCUCGUCGGGACAGCAGAACACAACAGCUCCCAACGUCACUCAGAACAAUAACACUCUGACGGCCCUCAAUGUGCCGACUCCGACAGCGGGACCUAAUGGGCUGCAGAUGCCCACCUCCAGCAACGGUGGGGGAGGCAUUCCGUCCUCACCGGAGUGGGUGACUGUGCAGAGCCGUCGACUGCGUUGCAUUGGGUACCUCUCGUGCUUCUCGAAGCCGAGAGCUGUGGACUACGAGUCGAGGGAGAUGUACGGACCGGAGUCCAAGCCGCCUCUGCACGUACCCCGCGUCAGUGAGUGUAGCUCUAAGGGUCUGGAUGUAGCAUUCGAGCUGAUCCUUCAGGAUGAGAGCAAGUACGUGCACCUGUUGGAGCCGGUCGUCUUCUUGGCCAGCAUAAUGUUCCGCUCUCAAUACCUGACCAGCAGCAUGCUGCAGCGUCCCGUACACUCCCCUGAGGUAGAAAACGCGUACUACGCUCACCUGCAGCUCCUUAACAUUCACGUAAUGCUGUCAAAGGACCAUGUGCACCAGUUGAAGAUGCUACAGGAGCAACUUCCGCUCAUGGACUUCGUGGAGGAAAUGGGUCUUAGCGAGCGGCACGCCGCGACAAACGCCGGCGGUGAAACGGCCUCGUGUGGUGGUGCUCCUUCGCUGGAGACAACGAUAACUGUCGGUGAUGGGUCAGCAGAGAUUAUCGGGCCUGUGGCGGCUGACGGAGAUGCCCCGACGAAGGCCUGUGAUGAGCUCUUGAGGUCGCGCCGGCAUGCCCGCGAUGAUGACUCAGAAGACAGGGAACACUUGGACAAAGAGGAUAAUGGGCAGAAGAACGGGGCACCCAGCGAUGCUGCCGAGGUGACAUCAGCGGAGAACUCGACGAAGAGAGCGGACUACGGCGAGAACGAAGACGAGGGGGCGGCCGACUCGACACGCGACACCGCGGGGGAUUGGGAAAAGGAUGUGAAGCCUAGCAACAUCUCUACCUCUGCGACAAGUCGUCGCACGCGCCGCAGCCGCCGCCGUCAGCGCAAGCAGAAGACGAUCGAGCCGCAAGACGAAAUCUAUCGCAAGACGCACUGCAGUAUGCCUGAGGUCUCCCUGUAUGAGCUGAGCUCUGGCGAGCGAGGAAUUGAAGUUGUCUUUGACGGCGCACUGCUUGCACGCAUGAUGAAACUCGUUGCUGAAACGGCUGCCUACGAGACAGUCAAGAACUCAUACAUCCGAUGUGAUAUGGGGCCACUAAUGAAGGAGCGCCGCCACCUCAACCAGAGCCGUCGCGACGCCCUGCAAGAGGAGGGCAGCCUUGAGCGCGAGGAGGAGCGCGUGAUGGGCAGCACCAUUGUCGCUGCCACGGUGCGUCGCUGGGUAAAGGAGGGCCUUGCUGCCGAGGAGGAGAAGCACAAGAAGGCGCAGCAGACCGCGGCAGCUACAGCGGCCCAAUCCCACCUGCCCCUGCUCCCGCAGGGGACACAGAUGCUGCACAACAUAUCUGUGAUGCACGUUAGCGGGGCACAGGGUGGUGGACCGAAUGUGAUGGCGGGAUCCAUUGCAUCCGCCAGUGCUGUAAAUCCGAUCCUCACUGCGCAGGCAGCAGCGAUGGGCCAAAAUACAUCCCUGCUGCAAAUGGCCAUGGUACCGGUCAACCAGCCGACAACGGCGGCGGGAGCCUCAACCUCGGCUGCCACCCCAAGUGCCCCGAUGCUCAUGUACGUGCCCGGUGUUGGGUACAUGCAGGUCCCGAGCAAUUCCCGAGUCUUGACGGCCCCAGCUGCGCCGCAGCAAGCAGUGCUUCCGACAUACGUGAUCAACCCGGUGACGGGCCAGCCAAUUAUGGUGGCUCCUCAAGCCGCACCCGCAUGCGCCACUAACCCUUCCGGCACACCACCGCAGCAGCCACAGAUGACAGCCGUUCCGUCUAUGAUGCAUAUGUACAACGUACAGCAGCAGCAGAUGAUGGGUGCUUCGCCACAGUACUUUGCUGCCCACGCUGGGCCGCAAGCAGUGCAACAGUCGCAACAGCAGCAGUACCACUACAUGAUGGGUCCCGGCGGGCAGUUGCUGAUGGUGCCCAUCGCGUCCGCGCCAACACCGCAGGCCUCGCAGCCACAGCAGCAGCAACAGCAGUAUAUGAUGACCGCUAUACCGCCUCAACAAGCCUCACAAUUGCAGCCGCAGCAGGUCUACAUGAACCCCUGUAUGAUGCCUGGAAUGAUGAACAUGGCCGCCGCGCAGCAACAAGCCCAACAGCAAGCGCAGCAUCAAGUACAGCAGCAUGUGCAGCAACAGGCGCAGCAACAGGCUGAAGGCCAGAAAGCUUACCAGCAGUUCAUGGAUGCGCAGGAGGAAGUCCAGCUGUUACGCCAGCUCCAGCAGCAGGCCCAAAUGGCUCAGCAGGCGCCCCUCAACGAGCAGCAGCAAGCGCAACUCCUGAAGCAGGCGCAGCUGAUGGUGCAGGCUCGGCGGGUCUAUCAGUCUCAACAGCAACAGCAUACACAGAAUCAGACCCAGCAAAUGACUCAGCAUCAACAGGCACAGCAACCGCAGCAGACAAUAACCAACAUGGCAGCAGGGGGAAACCCGCAAGGCUUCAGCCCGCAAAGCUCCACUCGCACACCCGCUGGCACGCCUCAGCAACAAGGCAGCGCCGCCGCGCCACCAGCGCCUUACAGCGCAGCACUCGGCUCUGCCAUGUCGCCGUCGCUGUCACACAUGCCAGUGAUGCAGCACCCGAAUAUGCAAAACAUGUACGCGCAGCUCCAACCGCAGCCUGCGCCCACGACGAGCACGUCUGGCAAGGAGGCCUCAUCGUCAGGGCCAACGGCAAGUGCAAGCAACACAAGCGCCAAGUCGGCCAGCACCAAUCCUCAGUCCACUUCUACUGGUGCUGCAGGAACGAUCGGCGAUCAGGCGGCCGCCCCGGGAGCGGUGAAUACGCAUCCGAAGAUGAACCCGUACAACUUUGCCGCAAUGAACGACGAUGACGACGACGCCGCGGUCGCGCUUGCGGCUGCGACGGCUACAAUGGAGGCCAUCCGUGGUCACGGCGGCAUCGACCGUGACGAUGACGACGAGGACGAGGACGGCAGCCAGUUUUUCUCAAGCGGUCAGUUUUUCUUCCGCACCCAGUAA